Messenger RNA from Penicillium manginii, 414 nucleotides. RefSeq lists its product as uncharacterized. The record is from RefSeq and is a predicted model, not a curated record. NCBI's taxonomy places the organism in Eukaryota, Fungi, Ascomycota, Eurotiomycetes, Eurotiales, Aspergillaceae. The coding region runs from base 1 to 414 and encodes 137 amino acids. The transcript is spliced from 2 exons.
AUGUUGGAAGAUGACGCCCUUCCCCAAGGCGAGGUGAUCGGAAUCGUGAUUGGAGCCAUUGCGCUGUUUUCGAUAAUCAGCAUCCUUCCAAUCUUCCUGGUUUGGCACCGCAGGAGAAGACAGGCUGCUGCUGCUGCCCGCCCUGUAAAUCAGGCUCUUGUCCUAAGCUCCUCUAUGGAACAGGUUUCCGUGGAGAGAUGGCUCGAACAGCAGAACACUAAUAGUGACAUUGAACAAUAUGCUGAAGACACCUGGUAUGUUCAUCUUCCGUCUUUUCCAUCUGCCUCCUCCUCCUCCUCCUCCUUCUUUUCUGUGUCAUUUCAUCACCCGUCAUGGGUCUUAGCAUUCGGUUUGGCACUGGGAUUGGCACUGGCAAAGCCCCGACGCCGACCUCUUGGCCUGAUCCAAGGAUGA